AAAACUCAAAGUGAAAUCGGAUGCGGAUGGGGGACCCACUUUAGAAUCUCCACUGUUUGCUGAACAAACAAGACGACACCACAAUAAUCAAACUGCGAUAACCAAGUACACACAUAUGUAAAUACAUAUGUACCAACGCGAAUCUCUAAUCUGGAACCCCAUAAAUGGAUCUUUUGGGUCCAGCUGGCAAGUCAGUUGUUAUUCAGCUGGCGAACCGGUUGAAAUUCGUGCUCCGCCCCAUCAACACAAUGGCCACAUACGAACAGGUUAAGGAUGUGCCCAACCAUCCGGAUGUGUAUCUCAUCGACGUUCGGCGCAAGGAAGAGCUCCAGCAGACGGGCGUCAUUCCAGCCAGCAUUAAUAUACCCUUGGAUGAACUGGACAAGGCCCUAAAUCUGGAUGGCGCUGCUUUCAAGAACAAAUACGGAAGAACGAAGCCGGAAAAGCAGUCGCGAAUCAUAUUCUCCUGCCGCUCGGGAAAUCGCGUCUUGGAGGCAGAAAAGAUUGCCAAAAGUCAGGGAUAUAGCAAUGUGUUGAUCUACAAAGGCUCCUGGAAUGAAUGGGCUCAAAAGGAGGGACUUUGACUGUAACUGUACCUAGAUUUCUAUAUAAGCGAAGUGUUGUUGCUGAUAAAAAUAAUAAAAUAAUAAUUGCUGAAAAAA
Messenger RNA from Drosophila santomea, 662 nucleotides. RefSeq names its product rhodanese domain-containing protein CG4456. Gene Ontology annotation, molecular function: thiosulfate-cyanide sulfurtransferase activity. Bases 165 to 584 code for a protein of 139 amino acids. NCBI's taxonomy places the organism in Eukaryota, Metazoa, Arthropoda, Insecta, Diptera, Drosophilidae. The record is from RefSeq and is a predicted model, not a curated record. Gene Ontology annotation, cellular component: mitochondrion. The transcript has 3 exons.